Messenger RNA from Plenodomus lingam JN3, 1275 nucleotides. RefSeq lists its product as uncharacterized. Gene Ontology annotation, molecular function: polygalacturonase activity. Lineage: Eukaryota; Fungi; Ascomycota; Dothideomycetes; Pleosporales; Leptosphaeriaceae. The record is from RefSeq and is a predicted model, not a curated record. Gene Ontology annotation, biological process: carbohydrate metabolic process.
AUGAGAUUUGCAACAUCCAUUGUAUUCGCGUUGUGUACUGCGUCAACACAUGCUCGGCCGAACGAGCAAAAGACAUGCGUGAUCAAUUCAAGUGGCACCAAUGAAACAGACGAUGCGCCAGCGAUACGUGCUGCAUUCAAAGAGUGCGGUCAGCACGGCAAGGUUGUGUUUAAGCCUACGACAUACUUCGUCAACUCUGUUCUAAACAUCAACGGACUUGAAGAUGUCGACAUAGACGUUCAAGGUGAACUACUGUGGAGUACUGACAUCCAAUAUUGGUUGAAUGCCUCUUUGCCCGUCGGGUACCAAAACCAAUCAACUGCAUUUAGACUCGGCGGCAACAAUGUGCGAAUUAACGGUCAUGGGGUCGGAACGUUCAACGGUAAUGGCGACUAUUGGUACGAGUGGAUCCGGGAGCAACCAAAUACAUCAAACUAUCCAGGGCGGCCUCACCAGAUUACGUUUGAUGGUCUUACAAACUCAGUCGUCAAGGGACUGAACUUUCUAAGAAGUCAGAUGUGGACUAUGUCUAUCAUUCGUAGUCACGACAGCAUCUGGGAGGACAUUUUCGUCAACAACACAGGCAACCGGGUAUCAAGCUCCAACACCGACGGUGCCGACACAUUCUUCUCUAGUAACCUACUGUUCCGGAACUGGACCGUGUACAAUGGCGAUGACUCUUUCAGCUGCAAAGCAAAUAGCACAAACAUUACACUACUGGACUCACACUUUUAUCAUGGUCUUGGGAUCGCCAUCGGCUCAAUUGGCCAGUACAAUGAUCAAUUUGAGAUUAUCGAGAACAUACGUGCAGAAAAUGUGUAUUUCGAAGACACUUUGCACGCAUUUUAUGUCAAAACAUGGACAGACGACCAGAACGGGUACCCGCCAAAUGGCGGGGGCGGUGGUCUUGGAUUUGCGUCCAACAUGGUGAUGAAGAAUCUUACCAGCAAGGGCAUGCGUGGUGGCGCAUUCACAAUCAGCCAAUGUACUCGCUUCAUUGGUGCACCAGGACAAGGAAAUUGCACGAAUAGCCAGUUCCAGGUACGCAAUGUUGCUAUCGAUGGUCUCAAGGGCACAACAAAAGAUCGCCGGGUUGUGAGCUUGCAAUGCAGCAGUGUGGCACCGUGUACUAAUAUUACACUGAGCAAUAUCGACAUCAAGUAUGCUAACGGCACGACGGUGCCCAACUACUUGUGUGGAAAUGUUGUAGGCAACAAGGGCUGGGAGUGCACUGGUCCGGUGUGUGUUGGGGGUAGCUCUACAGGAGGAUGUUGA